AUGGCGGCGGCGGCGUCGCCCGCAGGGGGUGGGGCUGGGCCGGGAGCCCAAGAAGAGGAGGAGCACGAGGUCGUUCGCGUGCGGGUCAAGAAAUGCGAAGGCUUCCUGCAGCCCGAGUUCCGCACUUUCGCCGUGGACCCUCAGAUCACCUCGCUGGACGUCUUGCAACACAUCCUUAUCCGAGCCUUCGAUCUCAACGGGAAGAAGAACUUUGGCAUCAGCUACCUGGGCCGAGAUAAGCAGAGCCAAGAGAUGUACCUCGCUCUGGUGUCCGACUGGGAUCUGGGCGUGGCCUUUGCUAGCGCCUCCAAGCCUUACCUGCAGCUCAAGAUAGACAUCAAGGCCUCUGAGGACAGCCCCCUCCUGGAGGACUGGGACAUCAUCAGCCCCAAAGACGUCAUCAGCACCGACCAGCUUCUGGUGGAAAAGCGGUCUCUGGCAGCGGCGGCUCUGCCCUUCACCCAGUCCAUCCUCUCCCAGGUUGGCAGGACGCUGUCCAAGGUCCAGCAGGCCCUCAGCUGGUCUUACGGGGAGGACGUCAAGCCUUUCAAGCCCCCCCUGAGCGAUUCGGAGUUCCACACGUACCUGAACCACGAGGGCCAGUUGAUGAGGCCCGCCGAACUGCGCCUGCGGAUCUUCCACGGCGGAGUCGAACCCUCGCUCCGCAAGGUGGUUUGGAGGUACUUGCUCAAUGUCUACCCCGACGGACUGACCGGGCAGGAGCGGAUCGAUUACAUGAAGCGGAAGGCGCGGGAGUACGAGCAGCUGAAGGGGGAGUGGAAAGCGCGGGCCGGCCCCGAGGACCUGGACUUCAUCCGGGGCAACGUGCUGAAGGACGUCCUGCGGACCGACCGCACCCACCCGUACUAUGCGGGCUCCGACGACAACCCCCACCUGCGGGCCCUGCACGAGCUGCUGACCACCUAUGCCGUGACGCACCCACAGAUCUCCUACUGCCAGGGCAUGAGCGACAUCGCCUCCCCCAUCCUGGCCGUGAUGGACAAUGAGGCCCACGCCUUCAUCUGCUUCUGCGGCAUCAUGAAGCGCCUGGAGGGCAACUUCCAGGCGGACGGUGAGGUCAUGUCGGUCAAGUUCUCCCACCUGAAGCUGCUCCUUCGCCACUCGGACCCGGAGUUCUUCUCCUACCUCCUCUCCCGGGGUGCCGACGACCUCUUCUUCUGCUACCGCUGGCUGCUGCUGGAACUCAAGCGGGAGUUCGCCUUCGAGGACGCCUUGCGCAUGCUGGAGGUCACCUGGAGCUCCUUUCCCCCCGACCCUCCCGAGAAGGAGGUGGAGCUGGUGGGCCCGCCGGCCAGGCCCAGAGACAGUGGCCAGACGGUCCGGAGGAGGCACAUGCUGCGUCCGGCGUGCAGCUUUGAGGCGUCCGGGGAUCGUCCUUGCCUAGGGGCCGUUUCCGAAGAGAAGCCGUUGGUCAAGCAGUCUAGCUUUGGGGAGUUCAAGUAUUACAGCGCUCGCAACGAGGACAGUUUGGAAGACGACCCCUCCCCGAGAUCUCCACGCUCGGUGGGGGAGGACGAGGACCGUAGCGGCGAACAGGACCCCUUGAUCCCAACCCCGAACGUGGCCAAGUCCUUCUCCGCUCCGUCCCUCCGGGCUCCCACCCCGCCCUCCCGAGGCUCAGCUUCUCCGUCGACCAAUGGCAACGAGGACAGCCUGUCUGAAGAGAAGGGCGAUUCGGCAGCGAACACCCCUUCUCCGCCUUCGUGUGGGCCCGCCGCGGCUUCGCCCACUUCCGCCGGCCUCCCCCCUCCACAGGAAUUCGGCAAGGGCAACCCUUUUGUGCUCUUCUUGUGCCUGGCCAUCCUCCUGGAGCACCGGGACUACAUCAUCAAGAACAACAUGGACUACAACGAGUUGGCUAUGCACUUUGACCGCCUGGUCCGCCGGCACAACCUGAACAAGGUCCUGCACCGUGCCAAGGCCCUCUUCGCCAACUAUCUGCAGUCCGAAGUCUGGGACUCCGAGGAGGGCGACGAGGCCGCGGCCGAGUCCCCCGCUGCGUCCUGACCCCUGCUCUCUCGCCAGGCGGGGACCGGUUCCCUGCUCUCCUUAGGG
Messenger RNA from Euleptes europaea (tarantolino), 2076 nucleotides. It is a transcript of the gene TBC1D25, whose product is annotated as TBC1 domain family member 25. Gene Ontology annotation, biological process: regulation of autophagosome maturation; activation of GTPase activity. The coding region runs from base 1 to 2028 and encodes 675 amino acids. Gene Ontology annotation, molecular function: GTPase activator activity. The transcript has 6 exons. Gene Ontology annotation, cellular component: autophagosome. NCBI's taxonomy places the organism in Eukaryota, Metazoa, Chordata, Lepidosauria, Squamata, Sphaerodactylidae. The record is from RefSeq and is a predicted model, not a curated record.